Hibiscus syriacus is the source of this 1708-nucleotide messenger RNA. RefSeq names its product receptor-like cytosolic serine/threonine-protein kinase RBK1. The coding region runs from base 258 to 1607 and encodes 449 amino acids. Lineage: Eukaryota; Viridiplantae; Streptophyta; Magnoliopsida; Malvales; Malvaceae. The record is from RefSeq and is a predicted model, not a curated record. The transcript has 8 exons. Gene Ontology annotation, molecular function: protein kinase activity; ATP binding. Gene Ontology annotation, biological process: protein phosphorylation.
UAUUAUUUGAUGUCUCUAGGAAUUAUCAACUUCAAAAGAUGUAUCAUUCUUUUCUUUGAAAGCCGGUCCAUCUAAAAUUCUUUGGUUACAAGCCAGUCCCCAACAACACCCACGCCCCCAUCUCGAAACAUGAAAAAUAUAACUUUAUUAUGCGUUUCUUGUGAGGUUUCCCAUGCUUGUUGAAGCAUCCAAUCUCUCUUUUUUAAAAACACAAAUUUUCCCACAUUUCUUUCGAGUACUCGAAAAGCCUUGCAUAAAUGGCCAUGGAAGAGACGGUUGACUCAGAGAAAAACCCAGAAAAUGAUGAGCAAUCACCAAGGUGUGUGUUGGAAAUACCCGUGUUGGGAUCAGACUAUGAUACCAGCAGCUGCAGCAGCAAUUCCAGUUCGUUUUCUCCAAAAAUAAAAGGGAAUAAAGAUUCUUGUGGUUCGCAAUGGAAGAAUUUGAUUGGAAAUAUUAAGAAGAAAUCAGCCAGAAGUUUCUCUCUUGUUCCUUUGCUGGCAAGUUAUGAUAUCUCCAGGAAGAACUUAAGGAGGUUGAAACUGGGAAAAUUUAAUGCCUCCGAGGAAGAAACUGUUGGUGCUAUUGAUUUCAUGGAAGUUCCUAAACCAUCUUGGAAGAGCUUUAGCUUCUACGAGCUUGAUUCUGCUACUGACAAUUUCAACCCUGAGAAUUUGCUCGGAAAAGGGGGGCAUGCGGAAGUGUACAAAGGACAAUUAUCCGAUGGUCGAAUUGUAGCGGUGAAGAAGCUAGUGAAGAACGAGAAAGAAGCGGAGGAUAGAGCCAAUGAUUUCUUGUCGGAACUUGGGAUUAUUGCUCACAUUGAUCACCCGAAUGCGGCUCGCUUAAUCGGAUUCAGCAUCGAUGGAGGCUUGCACUUGGUCCUUCAGUUUUCACCUCAUGGAAGCCUUUCUUCAGUUCUUUUUGGUUCACCUGAGCACCUAGACUGGAAGACGAGGUUUAAGGUAGCCACCGGUAUCGCAGAUGGAUUGAAAUACCUCCACCAUGAUUGCCAGAGGCGUAUCAUACACCGAGACAUUAAAGCCUCCAACAUACUGCUUACCGAGGAUUUCGAAGCUCAGAUAUCAGAUUUCGGUCUGGCGAAGUGGCUCCCGGAAAACUGGCCUCACCGUGUCGUCCAUCCCAUUGAAGGAACGUUCGGGUAUUUAGCUCCGGAGUAUUUCAUGCAUGGGAUUGUUGAUGAGAAGAUCGAUAUAUUCGCAUUCGGAGUUCUGUUGCUGGAGAUACUAACAGGUCGACUUGCGGUCGAUUCAGCUAGACAAAGCCUUGUGAUCUGGGCAAAACCGCUCCUGGAACGAAACAAAGUAAAGGAACUGGUAGAUCCUAAACUGGGAGACGAUUACGACCCAGCCGAAAUGAAACGCGCGAUGUUAACAGCUUCCAUGUGCAUUAAUCACACAGCCAACAUGCGUCCAAGCAUGAUGAGGGUUGUGAAGCUGCUGAAGAACGAGGAGAGUCCCGUAGAGCGCGACUGGAAAUCUCACGGUGAGAAAACAGUGAUUGGGGACUGCUUUGAUCUGCAAGAUUAUAGUCGAACCAGCUACCUAAAUGACUUGAAUCGUCAUAUGCAACUGGUUAUGGAGUAAUGCUUGUAGUUUAAAAAUUUGAACCAAAUAUAGUAUGGACCUGCAGGGGUGGGUGUAGUUGAUCAAAAAAUCUAUGUCGAAAUACUUCUGGAAGUGCUUUU